This is a messenger RNA of Saccostrea echinata, 2616 nucleotides long. RefSeq lists its product as uncharacterized. Gene Ontology annotation, biological process: proteasome-mediated ubiquitin-dependent protein catabolic process; regulation of proteolysis. The coding region runs from base 30 to 2336 and encodes 768 amino acids. The record is from RefSeq and is a predicted model, not a curated record. Gene Ontology annotation, cellular component: cytoplasm. Gene Ontology annotation, molecular function: ubiquitin protein ligase binding. Lineage: Eukaryota; Metazoa; Mollusca; Bivalvia; Ostreida; Ostreidae. The transcript is spliced from 17 exons.
UAUUCUACAUAUUAAAGUGCUUUUGACAUAUGGCCACCAACAAUUCCAACACCAUAAGGCAAUGGGCUUCUGUUGUAGAUGCUUUCUCAUCUCAGUAUAACUCAACAGGCUGGUCAGCUAACCAGAUAACUGGAGCUCCAAAGGUUUAUCCAAACUAUGGAGACAAGCAAGGUGCCUGGGCAAGCAAAAGCUUUGGUGUUCAAUUUGUGGAGAUUGGAUUUCAAGAAAAAGUAAUACCAUCAUCAAUCAACAUUUAUGAGACAUACCAUGCAGGUGGAGUUAAAACAAUCAAGGCUAAAAACCCUCAGAAUGACUGGGUCAUCUUAUAUCAAACACAGAGGGUUGAGAAAAUUAAAAGCAGUCGAAUAUUUUCACCACCAUUGAAGAAUAACAGUUUUGAAACAAACAAAAUCAGGAUUGAAAUGGACUGUUCUGUAGCUCAGACUUGGGUGGAACUUGAUGCUGUGGAAUUGGUGGGGUCAAAGCAGGGAACAGCAUCCUUGAAGACAGCUAGCAGUAAUUUGAAAACCAUCCACCAAUGGGCGUCAGUUGUAGAUGCAUUUUCAUCUGAAUAUGACUCAUCAGGCUGGUCAGCUAAUCAGAUACUAGGAUGCCCAAAGGUUUAUCCAGAAUAUGGGGACCUGCAGGGUGCCUGGGCCAGUGGAGACUUUGGAAUUCAAUUUGUGGAGAUUGGAUUCCAAGAAAAAGUAAUACCAUCAUCAAUCAACAUUUACGAGACAUACCAUGCAGGUGGAGUCACUAAAAUCCAUGCCAGGAAUCCCCAAAAUAACUGGGUCAUCUUAUAUGAAGCACCCAACCUUGAGAUUAUACAAAUGAGUCGAAUAUUUUCUCCUGUGUUAAAGAAUAACAAUUUUGAAACCAAUAAGAUCAGGAUUGAAAUAGACUGUUCUGCAGCUCAGAGUUGGGUGGAACUUGAUGCCGUGGAAUUGGUGGGGUCAAGACAGGGAACAGAUGCAAGCAGCUUAAUACAGAACCAAAGAAGAGGACCCCAAGUCACAAGUCUGUGGGUGGCAGAAAUAACCAACUUCUCCACUCAAUACAACACCUCAGGAUGGUCAGCGAAUAUGGUUGUUGGUGAACCAAGAGUGUAUCCUACAUAUGGAGAUGUCCCAGGAGCAUGGGCUACUCAAACUAAAGAUGCUCACCAGUUUAUUGAGGUGAAGUUUGAGGAGAAGUUGUACCUGAAUGAAAUCAACAUAUACGAGACUUAUCAUGCAGGUGGAGUCAAGAGAGUUUCAGCCAAGGAUUUGGCAGGAAAUUGGGUCAUGCUUUACGAGACAAAUCACUGCCAAAAUUUGGAAUCCAGUCGAAUUUUCUCUCCAUGGUUCAGUCCUCCCAAAUUUCCAGUGGAUGAGCUUAGAGUUGAAAUUGAUUGUACAGCAAGCCAUUCAUGGGUGGAACUUGAUGCCAUUAAUAUUAAGGGAACCACAAUGCCAGAGUUAUCAUCUCUGGCAUCCUGUUUCUCUAAGCUGGUGAAUAACAAGAUGUUUAGUGAUGUUGAAAUCAUUGUGGAUGGUCUAUCAUUCUAUGGACAUAAGGCCAUAAUGGCACAAAGAUCAUCUUUUUUUAAGUCCAUUUUUCUUGAUGGCCAUAUACCUUCAACAGCUAAACAGGAGAAGGGAAUGUACCCCCCAUUACCAGAACCUGUAAUGCCAACAGCCCCACCCCUAGAUGACGAUGCCCCUCCCUCAUAUGAUAGUUUGUUUGGUCUCCCACCCCCUAACGAUUUUAGUUCAGCUCUACCCACUUCCGAGCAGCUGUAUGGGGUAAAGAACUCUGUUGGUUUUAGAAAUCUACCCCCAGUACAACCCCGGGAAACAAAGCUUCCAGCACACUUUUCUGGAGACUCACUAGUACUAAACAAUGUCACACCAGAUGUAUUUGGGGUCAUCCUUCAUUUCCUGUAUACUGAGGAACUCCCAGAUAUUAUCUACGUUGCCAAACUUCCUGUAGAAAUUAACGUCAUGUGUAUCAUCAGAACUGCUCAAGCGGCUGAAAAAUUUGAUUUGCCAGGACUGAAGGCUCUGUGUGAAAGAAGGAUCUUAACUGUGAAUUCUCUGCCCUUGCACGAUGUAUUGGAGGCAUUUCUGGAGUCAUAUAAGCAACCAGGUCUUGAAUCCAUUAACAAAAUGGCUUGGCAUUUCAUGCUGAGUAACAGUGACAGAAUAAAAGAUCAACCCAGAUUUAAGGCUCUUCCUAAAGAGAUUCAGACAAGACUGACUACUAGCAGACCUAGCUACUCUGACCAGAGCAGUGGGCAGACGUCAUCCUCAAAAAAAAGUUUUCCCUCCUCAGAUGUCUGUAGUUUGCAGUAAAUGAAGAGUAAUUGAGCCAAAAAAAAGGAUUCUCUGUGGUUUUUGAAUGAGAUUAUUUAAGUACCUGAUAUAUAUAUAAUAUAUAUAUAAUAUAUUAGGGCUGCACAAUAAUUAUAUCGAUAUUCUGGUAUAUUGCGAUUCGUUAACAAAAAAUAUCAUAUUGCGAUACGUUUUUCCAGUACCAAUAUACCGGCAAAAUGAUUGGGCUUUAGAUUUAUGAAGUAAAACAUGAUACUUGUCGUGAGAUGUCAGAAACGUAAAUAUGUAUUUAUAAAGUCAU